UUCAUCUUACCCUUCCUGGUCAGCCAUAACAACAGGAAUGGCGGCUGCAGCACGGUUUCUCACCCGAGGUGCAAACUCGAAACUGUCCUUCGCCGGUGUCGGCACCGGGGCCCACAGCUCUGUAGGAGCCGCCCUGCUGAAGGUGUCGCCGAGCUGCGGCUCUCGCACAAAAACACCGCGGAGACAUGCGGCGCACUUUACCUUCCAGCCUGACCCCGUCCCGACUCAGUAUGGUCCCACACAGAAGAUGAACUUGUUCCAGUCAGUUACAAGUGCCUUGGACAACACUCUCGCCAGUGAUCCUACAGCAGUCAUCUUUGGAGAAGAUGUUGCCUUUGGUGGAGUGUUCAGAUGCACAGUGGGUCUGAGAGACAAAUAUGGUAAGGACAGAGUCUUUAACACCCCCCUUUGUGAGCAGGGGAUUGUAGGAUUUGGUAUUGGUGCAGCUGUAGCUGGGGCCACAGCCAUCGCUGAGAUCCAGUUCGCUGACUACAUCUUUCCCGCUUUUGACCAGAUAGUCAACGAAGCGGCCAAGUACCGCUACCGUUCCGGCAACUUGUUUAACUGCGGCAACCUCACCAUUCGUGCUCCGUGGGGGUGUGUCGGCCACGGAUCACUUUACCACUCCCAGAGCCCAGAGGCCUUCUUCGCCCACUGCCCUGGUAUCAAGAUUGUAAUACCUCGUGGCCCAGUGCAGGCCAAGGGGCUGCUCCUCUCCUGCAUCGCUGACAAGAAUCCCUGCAUAUUCUUUGAGCCCAAGAUCCUGUACAGAGCAGCAGUGGAGCAGGUUCCCGUGGAGCCGUACACCAUCCCGCUGUCGCAGGCCGAGAUCCUACAGGAAGGAAGUGAUGUCACUCUGGUUGCCUGGGGGACACAGAUCCAUGUGAUGAGGGAGGUGGCUAACAUGGCUCAAGAGAAGCUGGGAGUGUCGUGCGAGGUCAUCGAUCUACAGACCAUCCUGCCAUGGGAUAUUGAAACUGUUUGCAAGUCGGUGGUGAAAACUGGACGUCUGCUCAUCAGUCACGAGGCUCCAGUAACCGGAGGCUUUGCUGCAGAAAUCAGCUCCACAGUACAGGAGGAAUGCUUCCUUAACCUGGAGGCUCCCAUCAGUAGGGUCUGUGGUUACGACACACCUUUCCCCCACAUCUUUGAACCCUUCUACAUCCCAGACAAGUGGAAGUGCUUUGAUGCAAUCAAGAGGAUGAUCAACUACUGAACCCCUGUCAGAGCCAACUUCUUGGAAGCGCAGAUCUCUACGCUUUCCCCCCUCUUACCCUUCAUUCUUCCAAUCAGUGGAGAGCAGCCAGGAAAAAACACUUUGUUGACCAUCCAAUCAGGAAGCAGUAUACAGAUGGGCUCCAUGUCCCUCAGUGUCAUCCAGCUAAAAGACUGUUACAGUACCUCUGGAUUAGGGAACCUCACUGUGUUGCAAGGGAAAACGACUUGGUCCAGUCUAUAUGAUCAAACGGCCUCAACAUAAUUCACACUAUUUAAUUUCCUCUUAAGUAAAAGUUGGAUGCUGUGGGGAAAACUUUUGUGACUGCCUGCCUUUCUGUGCUGUUGGUUUUGAUUGAGUGUGUCCAACUGUGCUUCAGUCUUUAUUUAGUUUGACAUGAACCUAACCUUAUUGUUCUAAUAUAAUGGAUCUGUGGUUUUUAAGGAAAAUAAAAUGAUCAGAAUUGGUGAAAGCA
Molecule: messenger RNA, 1691 nt
Organism: Toxotes jaculatrix (banded archerfish)
Lineage: Eukaryota; Metazoa; Chordata; Actinopteri; Toxotidae
Gene: bckdhb
Product: branched chain keto acid dehydrogenase E1 subunit beta
Exons: 11
Coding region: 38-1216 (392 amino acids)
Biological process (GO): response to nutrient; branched-chain amino acid catabolic process
Molecular function (GO): catalytic activity
Source: RefSeq, a predicted model, not a curated record